GAAAGAUAACUCUCUUGAAAAAAUGGCUGCCUGGAAGAAAAUUUCGUCUGCCGUCAACAGAAUUUUACAGAAUCCAGUCCUUAGAAUACAACAAACAAGAUGUUGUUCAUACUUUCCCAUCGACGACAACUUAUUUGGUUUGACAGAAGAACAGAAACAGCUGCGACAAAGCGUUUUUCAGUUCACACAGAAGGAACUUGCGCCGAAAGCAGCCGAGAUAGACAAAAGUAAUGAGUUCAAAGAUAUGCGAUCUUUCUGGCUUGAAUGUGGUAAAUUGGGUCUUCAUGGAAUCACUGUCCCUAGUGAGUAUGGUGGUGCUGAAAUGUCUUAUCUUGACCACUGUCUUGUAAUGGAAGAAAUGUCUAGAGCAUCGGCAGGCAUUGCCCUGAGUUAUGGAGCCCACUCAAACCUGUGCAUCAAUCAGCUUGUUCGAAAUGGUAAUGAGGAACAGAAAACGAAAUAUCUACCAAAAUUAAUUACUGGUGAGCAUGUUGGAGCAUUGGCCAUGAGUGAACCGAACAGCGGCUCUGAUGUUGUAUCAAUGAAACUGAGAGCAGAAGAUAAAGGCGAUCAUUUUGUACUUAAUGGAAACAAAUUUUGGAUAACAAAUGGACCGGAUGCAGAUGUUUUGAUUGUCUAUGCUAAAACUGACACAAGUGCUAAAACAAAACCACAACAUGGAAUAAGCGCUUUCAUUGUAGAGAAAGAUUACCCAGGAUUUCGAACAGCUCAGAAAUUGGAUAAACUUGGAAUGAGGGGAUCAAAUACAUCAGAACUUGUUUUUGAAGACUGUAAAGUUCCGGCAAAAAAUAUGCUAGGAGAGAGAAAUAAGGGUGUGUAUGUUUUGAUGAGUGGUUUAGACAUAGAGAGAUGUUUAUUGUCAGCAGGCCCCUUAGGUAUCAUGCAAGCUUGUUGUGAUGUUGCAUUUGAUUAUGCUCAUGUAAGAGAAUGCUUUGGAACAAAAAUUGGACACUUCCAACUCAUUCAGGGAAAAAUGGCUGACAUGUACACAACUCUUAAUGCAUGUCGUUCCUAUGUCUAUAACGUAGCUAGAGCACUUGACAGAGGUGAACGUCAUCCAAAUGAUUGUGCCGGGGUUAUUCUUUACACAGCCGAGGCAGCGACACAAAUGGCAUUGAAUGCUAUACAGAUUUUGGGUGGAAAUGGUUACAUCAACGAUUAUCCAACAGGCAGAUUAUUGAGAGAUGCUAAACUUUAUGAAAUUGGAGCUGGUACAAGUGAAGUUAGAAGAUUGAUUAUUGCACGAGCUAUAAAUGCACAAUACCGAUAAUAAAUAAUACUUUUAUAUAGCCCCCAGUUAAUACUAGAAUGAACUCCUUAUUAAGUUAUAGUAAUCUGUAAAUCUUAUAGUCAUUGUAAUGGGUAUUCGAUUUAACUUUACUUGUAUUUUAUUGAAAUUAUUAAUUUUUAUUGCCUUACGUUAGGGUUACCUUGGUGUUAAUUUUAAUGAGGAACUGAGGUAAGGUAACAAUCAUUUAUCAAAAAUUUUUGGGAUGUACAAUAUGUAGCUACAUGUAUUUUGUAUAUUAAAGAAUUUGUAUCAACUACUUGUACAUUUCUUUAAUCGGGUAUUAUAAAAUUAUAUACUAUGUGGGACAGAAGUUGAAAAUAAUACCUGUUGAGAUUGUGAAAUUAUAGUUAAUUAUGUAUUUUAUUACAUGUGAUAUUACAUACACUUAUGGUGCUUAUACUGAAAUAGCCUAAUAUGGAACGUAAAAAAAAAGUGGGAGAUAUAAAUAAAUGUAAAUAUUGAGAAUGUAGACCUGAUGAAGUGGGGGUGUUGAACUGUGUGUAAAGAAGAAUAAAUUAAUUUGUGAAUAUA
Messenger RNA from Patella vulgata (common limpet), 1843 nucleotides. RefSeq names its product isovaleryl-CoA dehydrogenase, mitochondrial. Gene Ontology annotation, cellular component: mitochondrion. Bases 23 to 1291 code for a protein of 422 amino acids. The record is from RefSeq and is a predicted model, not a curated record. NCBI's taxonomy places the organism in Eukaryota, Metazoa, Mollusca, Gastropoda, Patellidae. Gene Ontology annotation, molecular function: flavin adenine dinucleotide binding; 3-methylbutanoyl-CoA dehydrogenase activity. Gene Ontology annotation, biological process: L-leucine catabolic process. The transcript has a single exon.